Messenger RNA from Paramacrobiotus metropolitanus, 7005 nucleotides. Its product is annotated as macrophage mannose receptor 1-like. The coding region runs from base 551 to 6808 and encodes 2085 amino acids. Gene Ontology annotation, molecular function: signaling receptor activity. Lineage: Eukaryota; Metazoa; Tardigrada; Eutardigrada; Parachela; Macrobiotidae. The transcript has 26 exons. The record is from RefSeq and is a predicted model, not a curated record.
GAAUUUAAUUGAAAUACAGCAGCUUAUAAGAACUAAGAAGAGUUUUCAGACAAUAUCAAGACUAUUAAAUAGUCUUGAUAUUUUCAUAAAUUUUUUUUUUGUCUUUUUUUUGUCUUGUCUUGAUAUAUAAAAUUAAGACCAUUGUAGUCCAUACAGUGUGCCAUAUCUUCACCUUCAUAUUCAUUUGUAUUCUUAUCGUCCAAAACGCAACUAACUUUGUUUUUACGGACUUAGUCAACGCGUGGUCAGUUUUAGUCCAGCUUAGCCUUAAAAAAUUUAUUAUUUUCCGUAGGUUCGCACCCUGAUGUGUUUGAAACCGCCUGUAGUAACAAAAUAAUUCAGUUUGUCUAAAGUGUAGAAAAACUUAAAAAUAUCCGUGUGUGGUCUGUGACCGUAUUAUGAUCGAAGUGCUGCCAUGACCCGGACCAUCCGGCCAAGUGUUUCGUAUGUCUUCUGAAAGUUACUGGUGUUUGCCACUUAGUUCCCGUUCAUUUUACUACUUAAAACCGCCGCAUCAAAUACUCAGCAAAAAUUCCGGGCGGGGAUCCCUAUGGGUCGACGCAUGGCCAUCGCGCGGGUUCGUGUAACGACACUUGCGCUGGAUCUGAAUCAAAGCCCACGGGUUGAGAUAUACUGUACACCAGCUUCGUGGGCAUAUCGUUGUCCUGGAGAGGAUUGGUUCUACCGGAAAGGCACCAACAAGUGUUAUUUUAUCUACAAUAAUAAGUUCAGCAGCGGCAUACAGAAUGGGAUUAACGAGAGGAAACGAUGGUUGGAGGCGGUGGAAGUGUGUAAAAUCCGUGGUGGUAGCAUUGUGACUCUGGACGAUGCAUCGGAACUGGAUUGGAUAACAGCAAAGUUCCCGGCGGAAUACAAUUGGUACUGGAUGGGACUAACAUUUGAAAAGGGCACAUGGGAGUGGUUCGAUGGAGAAACGUACCGACCGUAUACACCAAUACUUGGGCUCAACGUGGACCCACUAAAUGGAACGGAUGCGACAAUGCGCGAAAAACGUGGCACUAUCCGAUAUGUCUCCAACAGUACCUUCCGUGGUUUUGAGUUUAAACAUGAUACCGCAACUCUGACCAAUGGGUACAUCUGCAAAGGAGCGUGGACUGGCCGGCCGUGGUGCAAAGUCGAAGAAGGGUGGGAAUACCAAGAUGGUCACUGCUAUCAGGUAUCCGAAACACCGGCGACGUUUGCGGACGCUGAAGGACAAUGCAUUGCGGAUGGCGGUCACCUGGUAGUCCCGCGUACCCUAAACGUGAUGAGCCAUUUGCAGUAUCGCUACCGCAUGUUAUCCGUACAAACUACGUCCUGGAUCGGUGUGGAUAUUCCCAACAAGAACGCGUCGAUCACAGUCGCCAGCGUGGCCUGGCAUGAUGGUACACCGCUUGAGCAGACGCAGCAGAAUUUAUGGAUAAACACCAGUUUGGCUUCUUACUUAAACGAUCUUCCCAAUGGUCCGAGUUAUUGUGGCGAAUAUUUCACGAGAAAGGCGCAUUAUGGCGGACCCAAUGGGGAAUGGCUGUACAAUGCGGAUACGUGGUCAUUAGAGCCAAAAUGUGACGAAAUACGACCGUAUGCCUGUGAGACCCUGCUCAACAAAUGCCCAUAUGGAUGGCAUCAAUCUGGUGAUUAUUGUUACCAAAUCAAUCUUGGAGAGGAUAACCUGAAAACAUGGCAGGCGGCGAAUGAUGACUGCAAAGCCAAACGCGGCGACCUCGUCAUUAUCAAAGACCCUGUGAAGCAACGCUUUAUUGUGGAUCUCAUUUGGAAAUAUGGUGCCCAUGACUGGGAAGAAGGAACUGGGCACGAGAUGUACUGGAUUGGAUUAACUGGAUCCGGUUUAUCGAUGUCGAACUCUCAGUGGAUAUGGCCCGACGGAUCCUUCAUGGGUUCUAACGAGUUUCCCAAUGAACCAGGUUUUACCAUCCAAGGGACCACGCUGGGAUAUUGCGUUUACGUUAUCUUUGACCGUUUUUCGAAUGUCACCGGUGGAUGGUACAUUAACUUCUGCUCCAUACCGCAAGGAUACAUCUGCGAAGCCCACCAUACUGCAGUGAUUCCACCCGAUGAAAUUAUCACGCCUGAGCACACGUGCGAACCACCCUUUACUAAAUGGCACGAAGGCUGUUAUCUGCUGGUCAGCGAACCCAAAUCAUACGAAGCAGCGGCCCAGGACUGCAAGAACCGCAAAGCGCUUUUAGCUCCAAUUUAUACUCGCGGCGAAAACGUAUACCUUUCCAAUCUGGUGAGAAAAGACACCUGGUUUGGGCUAAAGGUCACCAAAGUGUUGGGCAGUGGAUUCUUCGUUAGCAAUCUGGAGUAUUCUCACAGCAAUGGACAAAUUGCUGGCAAUGGAUCCGUAAUUUUUCAUGAGUUCGCGGAUUACUACUCUAUAACGGUCGACUCCAAUUUCAAUAGAUUCUGUAUAGCCAUGGCGGGAAUAAACAGCACAUACAACGUUACGGCGUACGGGUCAAUCGCCGAACGCGGACGCUGGUAUCAUGCGCAGUGCAGUGAGCAGCGGGAAUAUGUUUGCUGGCAUCCAGGAACGCCCAUUGAAACUCCACCCAUCGAUGACCCAUACGACGGUGAAUGUGGUGGGGGAUGGUUCCGUAACGGUUCCAACUGUUACCACGUCAGCACCGAACCGGCAACAUGGUCGUCCGCUAAAGCAACCUGUCAGGCAAAGAGCGAUAACAGUGACCUUUUAUGGAUGACUAGCAGAGAAGAGGAAGCCUUUGUGCGAGGGAAACUGGAGACUCAGUUUUCUGGUUUGUCCCAUACACUGUGGAUUGGUCUGUAUGCCGCAGAACCUGGUCGGUGGCAUUGGCCGUACCGCGAUUAUCUCGACAUGUGGUACCUGCCGUUUACUCUGAGCAACUGGGCGGACGGCGAGCCAACAAUGAACAAAGCCAAAGGAUGCGCCUACAUUUCCGGGCCGGGUACACAGUACAAAUGGCACACGAGUAUUUGUAACCAAUUCCGUGCGGCUGUUUGUAAGAAAACCAUCUCGCUACCGGUGACAACAACAGAGAAUACGCAAGCUCCAACAUUACAACCCGGACAGCAACUAGGAUGCCCCGAUCAUUGGUACGCAAUGAACGAUCACUGCAUCAAGAUGAACAUUACCGCCACCGAUUGGUUCUCCGCUCGUAAGCUCUGCCAAAACGAGCAAGCGUAUCUGCUGACAUUCAAGGACCCGAUUGACUACCAAUCGUACAAACGAUUUUCACUGGGUAGCUGGAUUGGCCUCAACAGUAUAAUGAACACGGAUAAUCCUCGCGAGUUUACAUGGGAUAACGGCGAAGAGGUCACGUACCUUCCAUGGGGAGUGGAGUCGCCCAAUAAUCAUGGUGUGGGCGUUGCGGAAAACGACACGAACUGUGGCGCGAUAUCGGCCGAUGGUGUGGCAGUGUACCCGUGCCACGAGCGCAAAAGCUUCGUCUGCAAGAAGCCACCAUCGCCGGUUGGCGGAUCUGUAACUGCAGUUACCAUUCCCCAUUCGUACGGCUGCUUACCAUACGGUACGGCAUUCCGCGACAAGUGUUUCUACUUCGGCAAUGAUCCGCAGUCGGGCGUCACCCGCUAUGUGGACUUUGAUACAGCCCGCGCCCACUGCACACAAAAGUUCCCCGGCGGGGAUUUAGCCGUCUUCCGCAACGGUGUAGAUGAGCGAGAGUUUGUUAACGCGGUCCUGGGGAGACUGGGCAUGGAUGUGUGGAUCGGGUUAAGAGAGGAUGCCGAUCCGUGGAAUGCGUUCAAGAAAUGGGUGGAUGGAACGAGCGUGACCUCCACUAACUGGGCGCAUAAUCAGCCGGCACUGGCCGGGGAUGCGGGCUAUGUGGGCUGUGUGGCCAUGCAUGGAACCAUCGGGGAGCACGGUGCCGUGAUGCCGGGAGAUUGGUACGUGGCGGGCUGCACCGAACGCAAGGUGCCGUUCUGUAUGGGACCGAAUAGUGCGGGACCGCCCACUACGACACCGCGACCGUCCACGCCGUUUCCCAAUGGAUGCCCGCGGGGGUGGAGUACGGAGACCCAGCUACGAGAUUGUUAUAGAACUUAUCAAGGUUACGCACAAGGCUCCGUACGGAAGAUCAGCUGGCAAGAAGCCGAGGAUUUUUGUCGCCGUUUUCGAAACGGCCAUCUGGCAUCGAUCAACAGUGGCGAAGAGCAAGCGUUGAUCUAUCGAAUCGUUAACGGUGAUCCGAUGUGGAUCGGGCUGCAUCAAAACCCUGCAGUACAGAAUCGAUGGGAGUGGUCAGAUGGAAAACCACUGACCGUGUCGCAUUUCCACCCAACAACCGAUCACAGUACUACCUACACGCCCAACUGUGCUGUUACAAAUAUAGCGGGAAAAUGGAUUCCCCAAAGCUGCCUCUUAGCCGCUGGAUGGAUUUGUGAAAUACCGAAGGGAGCGUACUUCGAUGGACAGCUUAUUGAGCAGUACCCUACGGAAGUUCCGGCCAACGAUACUUGUGGUUCAUCGUCUUCCUUGGAUGGCCAAUGGUUCUUUUCGUCCCUGACAAACGAGUGUAUUUUCAUCUCCCAGAAAUCAGACAGCUGGGCUAACGCGCAAGAAACCUGCGAAUCCCUCAACGCUAACCUGAUCACGGUGACCAGUGAAAACUAUCCGUUCAUUGUCCUGAAACUUUCCCAGAUACAAAGUUGGAGCCAAUACGAAUACUGGAUCGGCCUGGGCAUCACCGAUAUCGUCAACAAUGUGUAUAGCUGGGUCGAUGGACACGAGUCCUUCUUCCGCCCUUGGGAGGCGGGUCAGCCGACAAUGGGCUCCAUCAACCGUUGCGUUGUGCAAGCUAGCCUCCAUGGGAAAUGGAUUUCGCGGCACUGUGCCUCGCAGCAAAAGUACAUUUGUGCUAGGACGCAGCGAGUCCGUCCUACACGACCGCCUACUCCGGUUACCGGUAACUGCCAUCCGGGAUGGGUGCAGCACGGUCACUCUUGCUACUACUUUGCGGUUAAUGCGAAUCGCACGUGGAACGAAUCGCACGAGGCCUGCAUCAACAUGCUGUUAUCUUCGGGUGGUAUACCGUCGGAGCUACUUUCCAUUCACAGCUCCCUGGAAAAUGACUUCCUCGUCACGGAACUGCGAAAAUACCCAAACAAAGGUUUCUGGAUUGGACUGCACAAAGUCGACAUUGACAACUACGACAGUACCUUCGUCUGGUCAGACCACUCUCGUGUGACCUUUAAUAACUGGCAUUUCUCCGAACCAUUAACAGAAGGAAGAGAACCACGUGCAGUGGAAAUUCGAAGCGAGCAUAACCGCGCCGGGAGAUGGCAAGCCGUUCACGACACACAGACUAAAGACUACAUUUGCAGAGCUGGAAUAGAUCCUCUUGCGCCGACUGCCUCUCCGCCAACCAGCAACUGCAUCGCCGGCUACACACAGUUUUACGAAAACGGUCCAUGCUUCGCGGUUAUCACGCUGGAUUCGGCGUCCAACACGUGGCAAGGCGCUAAAGAUGCUUGCCAACGCCAGCAAGGAAGUAUUACCACAAUUACUGACGUCUUUGAGAAUGCCUAUAUCCGGUUGCUCCUGCACCAACGUUCCCAAAACGAUCAGGCUAAUGCCAAGGCAUGGAUUGGGAUGAAGGCCGACAAGCAUACGUUUGCAUGGCACAAUGGGUGCCCGGUGGUGUUUUCCAAUUUUCAAAGCCUAAUACCGAUUCCGGAGAACCAGGUGGAAGAAUGCAUCGUCAUGGAUCGACAAGGGAAGUGGGAGGAACAGGGAUGCGGCGCAACGGCACCGUACGCUCUUUGUGAAUGGCGCACCGAAAAAUGCCAUCCAACGGACAACACCACAUCGGACGAAGCUUUCUGCCCGGCCGAUCAUCCACAGGAGUGCGAUACCGUGUGCUACCGCAUCCAAACGCGAUCCCAUCAGGCAAACCAAUCGUCUCUUAUAAUGACGCGUUCUAACGCCGCUCGCAUCUGCCGCGAUUUCGGCGGCAGUCUGGCCACCAUCCGUAACGAACGCGAGCAGAAAUGCUUGGAGAAAUAUGUGCUCCAUUCGGCGGACGGACUCUGGAUUGGUCUGUCGGAAAACUACGUAUUCGGUUCGGGUGACUACGUAUGGGAAUGGGAUGACUCCGUUGUGGACUACGGUCCAGCGACGUACCAAAACUGGGCAUCCGGUAAACCGGCGUUGUCACCUACCUCAUUUAGUCGCGAUGGAUGUGUCGAGAUUUUACCUAACGGCACAUGGAACAACAUCUACUGUUACGAUGAUCGCGGCUUCGUAUGCGAAACAAUGAAACUAGGACUGCCGACUACAGCACUUCCCACAACGACCGCAACAUCCACAACAACGACAACUACUACCACUUCAACGACCACUGUCACCACGACGACUACGACAGGGGUGCCCAGUGUCGCAUCAAGCGCAACUACAACGACAACAACAAAAGCCACUGCGCAACCGCCGCAGUCAACCGGCACAUCAACCGGUGUUGUGACCAAUGUCCCGGUUCAACAGACAUCAUCCUCGGUUACCGGUGCCUCCACCACAAAGGACUUUGGUGGAACGGUAGGACCGACUACCGCGGCGGAUAGCGGUUUAUCCGGUGGAUCCAUCGCCGGGAUUGUCAUUGGUGUUUUACUAUUAGUGGGCGUGGCUGGCGCGGUGGCCUUUGUGGUGCUCACCGGACGAACUGGGACCGUGGUCGAUUCAGCGAGGAAUAUCGGCAGACGGGCCACUUUGUGGAGACGGAGGGGAGAUCAAGGCGAGAGAAAACCGGUGGUGGAUAUGGAUUAUAGUGCUGAUACGUACACUUUAUAAGACAGAUUUUGUUGAGUGGUUUAUAACAUCACAAAUCAUUGCUUUACGUGCUUCUUCUAAAAUUAUACUGGAAUUUAUUGAUUAGCCAUGUAUGAGUUAGCAUAAUUAUUUGCAAAAUUCCAAAAAAUCACAGCAUCAAUAUACGACAGUCGAGAGAUAUAUGGAUUUUUCAGGCUUGUAAAAACAAAACUUUCUGG